Molecule: messenger RNA, 2505 nt
Organism: Haliotis rubra (blacklip abalone)
Lineage: Eukaryota; Metazoa; Mollusca; Gastropoda; Lepetellida; Haliotidae
Exons: 17
Coding region: 80-2479 (799 amino acids)
Source: RefSeq, a predicted model, not a curated record
UAUCAGCUAGUUUCCUUUUCAUCUCACAGCCCUGAUAGAAGCAGUUGUGGCCACAAAGCCGCCACCUAAUACUUGCAGGAUGAGACAGUUCGUUAGCUAUAUCCUGUUAGUGAUUCUUGUGACUUUAUAUCCGAAUGUUAGCGGCGAAGGAUUACGAGUGGACACAUCUGCAACUGGCUACUACAACGUCUACGUGAACGACAACUGGUGGAUCAGGGGGUCACAAGCGUUCUUCUUCGUCAAUGGCGACAAGUAUACCACUGAUGGAAGGCUUGGCCAAGUUGGAAACCUCACAUUAAGAAACUUUGAGAAUGACCAGGGAAAGGACAUGAUAGGGUUCUGGAAAAGAAUCACAUACAAUUAUUAUGCCAAUGACUUUCCCAUACAACUAACAAUCAAGAGUUACGUUGAAGGGGGUGUGCCGGCUGUGUUAUUCGGUCAGAAAUUCCUGAAGGACACACCAGGAACAAGGGCGCCACAAAAUGUGUCUGUCAUUGGAGGAUUCCCAAACUUCGAGUUCUUCUUCCCGUCAGUCGCAAACGUUGGGUAUCUUUCCUUUGGAGGAAGCUGGCUUGGAGACGAAGCGAAAUCAAUGUCAACGUACGAUGCUUCGAAUCCAAAUGGUAUAGACAUUCGUGACGGAUAUGAAGGGGGACCACUCUGCAUGUUCAAUCCUACCGGAAGUGCGUUAGUUAUCUCCCCUUUCAACCAGUUUAUGUCCGCGUCAACGUGGCUGGAUAACAGAGCGUUCUUCCAGGGAAGUGUUCACUGGGGCAUCAUGGGAACCGUUGACUUCAUCCCAGCUGGAUUUGAAUACCAGACAAUUGUGUAUUACGGCGAAGGAAUAAACAAUGCGUUUGAAGGAUGGGGAAAUCUCAUGAGGAAGUGGUAUGGAAAAACUGACUUGAGAAAAAGUGACUUCACCCUGAACCACAUGGGCUACUGGACAGACGAAGGCACGGCCUAUUACGAUGCUCCAGAGGAAGGUAAAGAUUACGAAGACACAAUUCUGGAACUGAAAGAAAGCCUGAAAGUGAAGAACGUACCCUACAAAUAUAUACAACUGGAUAACUGGCUCUAUCAGCGCGACGACAACAACGGCACGAUCUCCCUGACACCGAGGAACGACACAGUACCCGACGGUCUUACGUUUCUGCACGAUAAAACAGGACUAGGGAUUGUUCUUCAGAACGGGUUUUGGUCAAACAAAACGUCAUAUGCACAACAAAAUGGCGGCAAUUUCUCCUUCUUGAUCAGCGGGUCUUCUGCUAUUCCCCUUGGAGGCGACUUUUGGGAUUACCUCUUCUCUAAAGCCAAGGACUGGGGUCUGAAAGUAUACCAACAGGACUGGAUGAAGGAACAAGCGCUGUUGAUCAACGAGUUCCACACAAGCCUGACACUGGGCAGAAAAUGGUUGAUUGACAUGGGUCUGGCUGCUCAGAGAAAUGGCAUUACUAUCCAGUACAGCGGUGCUCUCCCCAGACACGCUCUACAGUCUCUGGAAAUACCCGCUGUCACCCAGGCGAGGGUGAGUCAGGAUUUUGGAAAGAGCAAGGAUCAGUGGAAGAUAGGAAUAACCUCGAUAUUUGCAAAUGCUCUUGGACUUGCUCCUUUCAAGGACAGCUUCAUCACAAACUACGAUGCUUACACGAACUCAUCUGGUACGAAGUUGGAGCUGGAGACUAUCGUGGCCACACUGAGUACGGGCAGUGUCGGCCUGGGAGACAAGAUCAACACGUCGUCCUUCAGUGCAGCAAGACGUUGCUGCAAUGCUGAUGGUCUGAUUCUUGGUCCAUCAAAACCAGCCACGGCCAUAGAUGCUCAGAUCAUGGAGGGGGCCUUCAACACCAGCACAGGACCCAAGGGGGAGGUGUGGACGACCUACAGCGUCAUCGGGAAAUACACAUUUGGAAUCCUCUUCGCUUCCCUGGAAGGUCGUCACAACUACACCAUGACAAUAUCGGAUCAGUUUGGCCCUGACUUUCCAGACAGCAAGCUGUACAGCCUUGGGGCACGUCACUACCUUAUCAGUGUUCAAAAAGGUUUCAAGAUCUCCCUCUGCUGUUCAUCUGUGCCCCGGUUUUUCACCAAUUACUACACAUCACCAGUCCUAACUGUCGGAGCCAAGAAAACAGAAGUCAUCAUCCUGGGAGAAUUGUGGAAACACGUGCCGAUGUCGCCUAGACGUGUAAAGAGCAUCAAUGUCACAGCCGAUGCCGUGUCUGUAACUGUGGUCGGCGUUCCAGGAGAGGACCUGACGUUCGUUUAUGCUGUCCAAGAGGAGUGGCGAUACAUUUACUGGACCUUUGACCAUACAAAGCAAGGUGUUCUCUCCCUCAACGUCUCAACGCAUUUUGUACCAACGACACCAGUACCGCCCACGACUACGCCGUCUGGUUCUGCUACGGUAUCAUGUCAGAUCGCAUAUUUAGCGCUGUUCAGCUUCAUGGUUAUCGUGAGAUCAUAUGCCAGUUUGUAACACAAUAAAAACAUGAACUUCUUUUU